This is a messenger RNA of Capra hircus (goat), 3354 nucleotides long. RefSeq names its product eukaryotic translation initiation factor 4E family member 3 (gene EIF4E3). The transcript is spliced from 7 exons. Gene Ontology annotation, biological process: translational initiation. The record is from RefSeq and is a predicted model, not a curated record. Lineage: Eukaryota; Metazoa; Chordata; Mammalia; Artiodactyla; Bovidae. The coding region runs from base 1041 to 1397 and encodes 118 amino acids. Gene Ontology annotation, molecular function: translation initiation factor activity; RNA 7-methylguanosine cap binding. Gene Ontology annotation, cellular component: eukaryotic translation initiation factor 4F complex.
UUCAGGAAAGGCUGGCUGACCAACAGUGAGUCCCUGUCCCUACCUAGUUCGGUGGCUGAGUUAUCUUGCCCCAAACCUCAGUUCUCAUGUUGGUAAAAGGAGGAGACUGAGUUUGGAACCCUGCCUUCCCUUCUAGCUCCAACAUUCUACUGUUCCUGUGACUCCCAGGGAGCUGGAUUGAGUGCAAGAGAGAGGACCACUUGUUACUAGGCAACCAGUACCCACCUCACCCAUGUUGCCAUGGUGAUGAUGAAAGUUGGGCUGAUGGGAUUACCAGCUCUUGUUAAUUGCAUAUGAGAGCUCAAGGUCUCUGUCUCUUUCCUGCUUGCUCUCUCCAUCUUACUUUCUUAUUCUUCUGGGAACUGUGGAGAGAUCUCCUUUCCUUCAUCUGCAGUGUCUCUGAGGUAGCCGUUGCACAAUGGAAAGCAACUGGAAAUAGAGCCUGGCUAUGCCUCUGAGAAGCUGUGUGACCUUGGGCAGGUUCCUCAGCGUCUCUGGGCCGCCACUGCCCCAUUUGGGAAAUGAAGGUGUUGGAAUAGUGGUCCCUGUCUAAGGCUCUUCCUGGCUCUCAAAUCCUUUGAAGCCUAGGGAACAUGUCAAGGGAGCAGACCACGCUGUUACUAGGCAACCAGCAGGCACCCUGCCCAAGUUGCCUUGGUGACUGGAUGCUGGAAGGGAGGGGAAUAGCUGCUGCAGCUAAUUGCUUAAUUAUUUAUGAGUGCCUCAAGUCUUUUUGUUGUUUUCAUUGCUAGGGGCUGUGGGGUCACCUUCUCUUCCUUCCUCCUGCCACCCCAAGCCAUCUGAGUGGUGUGCUACGCAGUGGGAGAGCACGUUGGCCUGGACCUCAAGCUACCCACGUUCUAGUCCUGCCUCUCAUUUCCUAGAGCUGUGGCCUCGGAUCCCUCCCUGGUGCCACAGCAGCUGAGUGCGCAUCAAAUCUGAAGAAAAUCUACACAGUACGAACCGUACAGAUAUUCUGGAGUGUGUACAAUAAUAUUCCUCCUGUGACUAGCCUGCCUUUGAGAUGCAGUUAUCAUUUAAUGAGAGGAGAGAGGCGACCACUCUGGGAAGAGGAGAGUAAUGCUAAGGGUGGCGUGUGGAAGAUGAAAGUCCCCAAGGACAGCACGUCCACAGUUUGGAAAGAGUUGCUGUUAGCGACUAUCGGGGAACAGUUCACAGACUGUGCCGCCGCAGAUGAUGAAGUAAUAGGAGUUAGUGUCAGCGUCCGGGACCGAGAAGAUGUCGUCCAAGUCUGGAAUGUAAAUGCCGCAUUAGUCGGUGAAGCCACCGUUUUAGAAAAGAUCUAUGAACUCCUGCCCCACAUAUCUUUUAAAGCAGUAUUUUAUAAACCCCAUGAAGAGCAUCAUGCUUUUGAAGGUGGACGUGGAAAACACUAAUUGCACUCUGUAAAGAAUUCUUUGUCCUUUGCUGAUUGGUUUUGGAAACGGUCUUAACAGGAGGGAGAGUGAAGAGGAGACCUGCCGGAGCCCGAUGCUGGUUCAUUUAGAGUGGGUUUCUGCCCCUGCAGAUUGAGCAAUUAGGACUCAAAGUGGCAGGUGGGGAGGGGGGGAGAUUGUGUGGGUUUUUACUGUCACAUUACUUGCUUUUCUUUCUUUUUAUUUUUGGCUUUAUGAAUUCUCUGUUCUUUUCUCUCCAGUUUUUUUUUUUUCUCUUUUAAAUUCCUCAUUCAGUCUAAUUAUUGUUUUCUAUACUCCCCUUUCAUUGAGGCACAAGAAAUCGGUUUCCCUUUAAGUAGCUGUGCUGUACCUAGUUAAUGAGAAUAUGCAUAAUCGUGACAAUACUGCUUUUGAAAACCACACUGUCCUCCAGGGAACACUAGCUUGGUGAAACCUGUCUUUUGAUUAUUUGUUGUGACACAUUCCUACAUACUCUGCACUGGGCAUUGUUUUUUUUUCUAUCCCAGGGAAAAGAAAAACCUUACUUAAUCUGAUUUUGCACUGACAGCACCCACAUCUUUUAUUUUUCCUUUUUAAUAAUUUUUUUGUUAGAAAUGAAAGGAAAAUAAUAGUUGGGUUGCCAAACAUGAAAACUAUAAUCACAGUUGAGUAUCAGGAUAUAUAUCAAACUGUAAAUCUUUGGACCUUCUGUGGAAGUAUUUUCCAACCAGAAUUUCAAUUUGGCCUUUUCAAAAGAAGGCCUAGAGUGGUAGCAAAGGAUUCGUCUCAGUAGGAAACCUUGUAAUUUCUGAUUUAAAGAGAAGGUGAUAUUUUAAUUGUUUGAACUAACCUUCUUCUGAAUUUUGGGUGUGUGUACCCAUUUAGGGCUCUCCAAAUCAAUUCAGACACAUUUUGUUAAAUGAUCCCAUUUCCCUGUUCAUGUUGUGUGUCGUUUCCAAUAAUCAAUCAUCCUCUAGCCUGGGCAACUUUCCCCUGCCUUUUUCAUUUAGGAGCAGAAGUUAAAUCUCAUUUCCAAGAUGAAUGUGAACAUUCACAAAGUUGAACUCUGAAUGCGUUUUGUUCACAUUAAUUUUUGGAAUUGUUGAGAUACAUCGUAUUAUGUUACCAAAUAAAUACAUUUUAAUAGAAGGAAAUGACCACCCUCUGGAACACUCAGAAUGUUCCCAUUUCCCUCCCUGCACUCUGCCAGGCCUCCUACUACAUCUGCCUGAAAAAGGCAGGGCCAUUUAGAAAGGCUGCCUCCUGCCAGCUCUUUUUCUGGAGUCAGGGGAGCUAGGGCAUGCUUAUACAUCUCACAGAAGGGCAGUGAACUUCAAAUUUCCUUUCACCCAGGAAUUUUAAUUCCUCUUUUAUUAUUGACCAGCAGAGAGAGGCGGGGCUUCUUCCAACCCCCAACCUGAGUUUGUAAAUAAAAUUCUCCAUUUAAACACUUUAAAGGACUUCAAACAACAUCUCUUUACAAUCAUUAUACCUACCCUUCACUUGCAUUACUAACCACAUCAACCAUAAUAAAAAAAAAUGAUCAUGGCUUUUUUUUAAUGCUUUGUUUCUAAACUUGAGUUUCUCCAGUGAUUUCAAAAUGAGGUAUAAGGAUAUCAGACCCAUUUUCAAAAGCCUGGAACUUGUUCUUUUUAAACAUUGUACCAACAUCCAACUUGUUUUUAAAUUAUUGAUCAAGAAUUGAAAAAAAUUUUCUGGGCAUGAGUUUAAAUUCUCUUUUAUACUCUAAGUAUUUUUUCUGAUAGAUUAGAAGAAAGGAUAUAAUUGACUUAUCUUCUUUAUAAUUGUCAUAUAUAUUUCCUUAAGUAAAUGGAUGAUGCAGUAUUUUUAUUUUUGAACUUUAUUUAAGGCAUUGUGAUGACAUGUUCAAGUUUUGCAUGUAUGUAGCCUUUGAAGAAAAAAAAUAAAGUAAAGGAACAGGAAUGUUAGGCUCCCA